Arachis ipaensis is the source of this 3085-nucleotide messenger RNA. Its product is annotated as BTB/POZ domain-containing protein. Gene Ontology annotation, molecular function: protein binding. Lineage: Eukaryota; Viridiplantae; Streptophyta; Magnoliopsida; Fabales; Fabaceae. The record is from RefSeq and is a predicted model, not a curated record.
UUAAUUUCACAUCAUUCAUCUCUAUCCUUUCUUCACAUAAUUAAUUAAUUUUUUAUUUUUAUGAAACAAAACUUCUAGCACUUUCUUACCAUGUAUGUAUAUGCUGGAUGCUGUUGCCUUUGAUAACGAUGUUCCAUCAAUGAUUGCCUUCUAAAAUCUGACCACUCUUUAAAAUUCCCUCCCUGCGCUGCAGUUUUCAUUUUUCAACAACAACAGAAGCCACUUUCUUUCUUUCUUUUUUUUUUCCUUCUCAAAUACCGAUCACUCUAGAAAGUGGAAUUUACGAAUUAGUUAGAUCUCAACCGACGAUGGUGGAGAAGAAGGACACGUUCUUAACGGUUCCGCCAUUCGAGUGCGCGUGGCGAGAGGAUCUCAAGUUCCGAGAAGCCGGUCGCGGCUGCGUGGCGUUCGAGGCUUACGCCUGCAACGACGUCACUUUGGUGUUUCGUCAGAAUGUUGGAAGCCAAGGGUAUCACUAUAAAAGGGACAGUAGCCCUCACUACACCGUGAUAUUGGGGAGCCACCGGAACCGGCGACUUCGGAUCGAGGUCAACGGGAAAAACGUUGUAGACGUGGCAGGGAUUGGUUUGUGCUGUUCCUCCUCGUUCCAGAGCUACUGGAUCAGCAUUUACGAUGGUUUGAUAAGUGUUGGUAAUGGAAAUUACCCUCUCCAGGGUGUUGUGUUCCAGUGGAGGGACCCGAACCCGAACUGUGGGGUUCAGUACAUUGGGCUGAGCAGCUGGGACAAGCAUGUCAAGUAUAGGAAUGUAAAUGUGUUGUCUUUGACGCCUCACGUGCCCCAGUGGAAGCACGUGAGUUUUGGUGUGUCUCAGGUUGAGGAUGGUGAAGGGGAAGAGAUCAUCAUGAUGGAUUAUGAGAAAUGGGGACUUAAGAAUUUUCUUGAGAGUUGGGAGUUGUCUGACAUGUUGUUCAUAGUUGGUUCCGAGGAACGGCCUGUGCCUGCUCAUAAGGCGAUCUUGGCAGCUUCUGGGAACUUUUCUUUCUGCUCGCCUUCGUCGUUCGUAGUUAAGCUGCCCAUGGUUUCUUAUGGCGUUCUUCAUGCCCUGCUUCAGUACAUAUACACUGGCUGGACCCAGAUUCCGCAGCAUCAGCUUGGAUCAUUGAGGGCUUUGAGCCUACAGUUUGAAGUGAUGUCACUGGUGAAGCAAUGUGAGGAGAAUAUGGAACGACUUAAGCAAGAUGAUAAGCUGUCUGAUCCUAGCAAGAUAGUGGAAUUAACAUACCCGUGCAUUCAGCUGCAUUCUUCGACUUUGGCCUCGCUUCCUAUCAGCAUUGAGAGACUCAGACAAUUCAAGUUAACUGGCCAGUACAGCGACGUAAAUAUCUACAUUGAGAGUUACGGCCUUGUUGCACGAGCACAUAAAGUUGUACUCAGUUUAUGGAGUGUCCCGUUUGCCAAGAUGUUCACAAAUGGAAUGAGUGAAAGCAUGACCUCAGAGAUUACUCUAAAGGAUGUACCGGCAGAAGCUUUCAUGGCAAUGCUUGACUUCUUAUACGAUGGUGAAUUGAAUGACAAAAUUAUUGAUUCUGGCGCAUUGUUGCUCCAGCUGCUUUUGUUGGCUGACCAAUUUGGAGUGACUUUUCUUCAUCAAGAAUGCUGCAAAAUGCUUUUAGAUUGCCUCUCAGAGGACUCAGUAUGUCCACUUCUCCAAGUGAUUUCUUCAAUCCCAUCAUGUAGACCUAUUAGAGAAACAUUAGAGAGGAGAAUUUCAAUGAACUUUGACUAUUAUAUCAGUUCAAGUACUGAUUUUGUUUCGUUAGAUGAGGCAACUUUCAUCAAUAUCAUUAAGCAUCCAGAUCUGACAGUAACAUCUGAGGAGAAAGUUCUUAACGCAAUUCUAAUGUUCGGCAUGAGAACAAAAGAAUUGCUUGGGUGGGAAAUGGUGGAUGAGUUGCUGGUUAAUUCAGAACCUGAGAUCCUUUUUGGGGAGAGGCUGCAGUCAGUUUAUGACUUAUUGCCAUUUGUGCGGUUUCCGCUGCUACCAUAUUCCUUACUUGAGAAGUUGCAGAAAAGCAACAUUACCUCGCAUAUUCCUGUUUUGCAAGAUCUUGUUAUUGAAGCUAUCAAUUUCAUUCAAUGUGGACAAGCGCGGCUGGAAAAUGAAGAAAAGGUUAGAUUCCAACAUAGACAUUCCAGUUACCGGGAGCUCCAGUACAUUUGUGAUGGGGACAACCAUGGAGUUUUGUACUUUGCAGGCACAUCCUAUGGUGAACACCCAUGGGUCAAUCCUCUCUUAGCAGAGCGAAAGACAAUUACCAUCACAGCGAGCAGUCCCCGCUCGAGAUACACCGAUCCCAAAGUUUUGGUCUCAAGAACCUACCAGGGAACAUGCUAUGCUGGGCCUCGAUUGGAAAAUGGCCAUAUCUGUUCUUGGUGGACGGUUGAUCUUGGCCAAGACCAUCAGCUCAUGUGCAACUACUAUACGCUUAGGCAGGACGGUUCCAAGGCCUUCCCAAGAAGUUGGAAUUUUCAGGGCUCACUUGAUGGGAAGAAUUGGACAAACUUGAAAGUCCAUGAAAAUGAUGGAACAGUGUGCAAGCCGGGUCAGUUUGCAUCUUGGUCAAUAACCGGACCCAACGCUUUACUUCCCUUUAGGUAUUUUCGGGUUGUUUUGACUCGGCCGACCGUUGAUGCCACCAAUCCCUGGAACUUCUCUAUCUGUUACCUGGAACUGUAUGGUUACUUCCAUUAGAAAAGAAACACUUUUGCUUUGGUACUACAUCAGUCAUGACCAUAGCAUACCAUCAAAUAUCAGACACUCACCUUUAUGAGCUUGGCUCUGUCAUGUACAUUACGGUUAUUAAGUAACUAGUUGGUUAUUAAGUAAUUAGUUAUUUGAAUAAAUAAUUUAUGGAUGAGGCUCGUGUUUUGCUUUGGAGAUAAAACGGAGAUAUCUAUAAUAACAGGCAUCGAGUGUAGGAUAAUUGUGGGUGGUAAAUUCAACUAGUGGUCUAAGUAUGCUUUACUAAUAAAGUGUAUUUAUUUUACUUUGGACCUUGUGUAAUAUGCUCGUGCUAUGCAAAGAAAUAAUAUAAUAUACAAUUUUGACAAUAAUAAUGUAAA